AUGUUGGUUCGUAGUGGGCUAGUGAACCAUCCGAUUGCCACAUGUUGGCCAAUAUCAGCUACUUAUGUCGCAUCCAAACGCUUGUCGUGCAUGUCAACCCCUAGCAGAGUAACAUCGGCGCAUUUCAAUACACUGCACUCUAGGUGUGGGACUUGUCUGCCGUGCAGAGAACAGGAAAUGAUGAAGACGCUCUUGCUCGUCGACCUUGUGCAGAGGCAAAGAACCCGAGUGGCAAACGCCGUUCUGACUCCAUUUUGUCGACGAUGCUGCAAUGCCGGCCUUGGCAGCUGCUUGACUGCACUGGUUUUCCGAGUCUAA
Molecule: messenger RNA, 318 nt
Organism: Pochonia chlamydosporia 170
Lineage: Eukaryota; Fungi; Ascomycota; Sordariomycetes; Hypocreales; Clavicipitaceae
Exons: 2
Coding region: 1-318 (105 amino acids)
Source: RefSeq, a predicted model, not a curated record